Diachasma alloeum is the source of this 1320-nucleotide messenger RNA. RefSeq names its product zinc finger MYND domain-containing protein 10 (gene Zmynd10). The record is from RefSeq and is a predicted model, not a curated record. Gene Ontology annotation, biological process: outer dynein arm assembly; motile cilium assembly; inner dynein arm assembly. The coding region runs from base 1 to 1320 and encodes 439 amino acids. Gene Ontology annotation, cellular component: centriolar satellite; cytoplasm. The transcript is spliced from 4 exons. Lineage: Eukaryota; Metazoa; Arthropoda; Insecta; Hymenoptera; Braconidae.
AUGGGUGAGGAAAGUGUUGAGUUUAUUCUGCCCCCUUGGGAGGCAGAAGCUUUGAUAGAGAAUCUGAAGCCUUCGAGCCUCGAUGACAUCGGCACGAAGAAGUGGUUUGAAUAUCAUCAGAAACUCAUGCUUCUGCAUCAGCAGAGUAUUCUGGAGAUCAGUACAUUGAGGGAGGAGGCGAUUAAAGAGUGCUUCGUUAAUUUCCAAAAGAUUCCAAUUUUAAUUUACGAAGCAAUACAAAUAUCCCUGUGGAAAGAAAAAGUGUUUCCAGUAAUGAUCGGAGCUAAUGGUGAGCCCUCCAACACCUUCAUGUUGUACAGUGUUUUCUACCACGAGAGCAUAGUUGUAUCCCUCCUGGAGAACGUUCUGUUCCACUCCGACAGCGUGGAGACCCUGGAGGACUCGGCUCUCGACCUGAUCGACUAUUCCGUCGGCAAUCUGACGGAUUUAAUUUUUUCGAAAGAAGAAUUCCAGGCUUCCCUCCCCGAAAACGCGACAUGUCUGGAGGAACUAAUUUUCAAACGCGGGGAGAUGGAGUUCGACAUCGCGAUGAAGUCAAUCUCGAUUCUCGCGUAUCUAGCGGGAUUCGCGGAGAGCCUUCCACUGGCUGUCGUCAAACGACUACUGAGCACUCACGAUGUGCCUUAUUUAAUGACGAUGUUGAUUGAGAACAGGCCCUGGAGAAAAAUAAAUGGAGAGGGAGUUGACAUGAUUUACAUGUCCAGUUGGGAGAAAGUUAAGGAAAAUGAGAGGGACAAAAUUUGUAAGAUUGAGGGACAGAUUUGGAUCGGAUUGAGGGAACUUUUGUUGAAUCCCAAGUGCGCACCGUAUUAUCCCAUUAAUGAAUUCAGAAUAGCGGAAUUAUCCAAGUUGCAAAAACAUUUGCAUGAACGGGUCCUGGACCAAAUAGCCCCUCUGAUAGACUUGAGACGAUGGCUGGGUUACCUGACCCUAUCACCACCUGGGAACACCUCGAACCCCCCAAUCUCGGUGGAAAUAAUCCCCCAGAUUCGGUCCUCUAUUCUCGAAAAGUACAAAAAGAAAUGGAAGAGGAUUGCCAAAUCUCAGGGAGAGCUGUUCUACAAUAAUGACAUCAAUCAUGUCAAGAGUUACGCUGAGAUACUCAGUGCAGCAUAUGACGUAGAUAAAAUGGUCGCCACUGUCGCUAGACACUGCGCCUUGUGCUCUGAAAUUGCUACCAAAAAAUGCUCAAAAUGCAAAAGUAUUUGGUACUGCGGAAGGGAAUGUCAAGUCAAAGAUUGGCCUGGACACAAGAACAAAUGCGAGGAAAUUUCGAAAUCCGAAGGAAAUAUGGAUUAA